Molecule: messenger RNA, 3638 nt
Organism: Fusarium odoratissimum NRRL 54006
Lineage: Eukaryota; Fungi; Ascomycota; Sordariomycetes; Hypocreales; Nectriaceae
Product: prostaglandin-endoperoxide synthase 1
Exons: 4
Coding region: 171-2963 (930 amino acids)
Biological process (GO): response to oxidative stress
Molecular function (GO): oxidoreductase activity, acting on paired donors, with incorporation or reduction of molecular oxygen; iron ion binding; peroxidase activity
Source: RefSeq, a predicted model, not a curated record
CUCGCAUGUGCUUGAGAGAAGAGACAAGAUAAAGAGGCGUACGUCCACCCUCCCAGCUCCCCUCUCCCGCUCCCAGCUUCUUACUGUUCUUGUUGAAGCUUCUCACUCUCUGGUGUUUUGUUUUGAAGCUUCUUACUCUGGUGUUUUUGUUUUGAAGCUUUACUGCAAUCAUGGCGGAACACAAGAAUGGCGUAGCUACAAACGGCUACGAGAAGAAAUCUUCUCCUGCUUCGUCUUCUACCAAAUCUGAAGCUAAGCCUCUUCCUAAUGGUGACAAGAAGGAUGGUAUCGUCAAGAGCUUCAAGCAACUCCGCGUCGCGAGUAAACGGCCGCUCCCGAAGGAGAUGGGCGAUGGGUCGUAUCGUGUUGUGGAGAAUAGACCGGGUUUGAAGCAGGACAUUCGACGUCUUCGUGGAAGAGAUCUCAAAACACUGCUCGAGAUCGUCAAGGCCAAAGUCAAGGGUGAAACUCAACAGGAUGACAAGACGAUGAUCAUGGAGCGCACAAUUCAACUCGUCGCUAAUUUGAGCGAUCACUCCAAGGUUCAGGAGUCUUUGACGAAUAGUUUCAUCUCGCAGCUUUGGAACUCGAUUGAUCAUCCGCCUAUGCUGUACAUGGGAGAUAAGUUUCGGUUCCGACAGCCUGAUGGGUCUAACAAUAACCCGUAUCUUCCUCAAUUGGGCGCCGCGAGAACCCCCUACUCUAGAACCGUCCGUCCCAAGGGCAUGAGUCUUGGUGCGCAGCCUGAUCCCGAGGCUAUUUUCGAGAGUGUCUUUGCGAGAGACGCUUUUAGGAAGAAUCCGAACAAUGUUUCGAGUAUUCUUUGGUACUGGGCCACUAUUAUCAUUCACGACCUCUUCUGGACAAACCUCCAAGACCCUAACCAGAACGACUCCUCCUCCUAUCUCGACCUCGCCCCUCUCUACGGCUCAACCGAAAAAGACCGCGACUCAAUCAGAACAUUCAAGGACGGUCAAUUGAAACCUGAUUGUUUCGCUGAUAAGCGUCUGAUCGGUAAUCCACCCGGUGUUCCCAUCCUUCUCAUCAUGUUCAACCGCUUUCACAACCAUGUCGCCACGAACCUCGCAGACAUCAACGAGGGCGGUCGCUUCUCCAAACCAGCUGAGCAUCUCUCUCCCGAAGCUGCAGAUGCUGCUUGGAAGAAGCGCGACACGGAGCUCUUUGAAACAGCGAGACUUGUUACCAGUGGGCUGUACAUCAACAUCACGCUUAUUGACUAUGUGAGAAACAUCAUCAACUUGAACAGGGUUGAUACGACGUGGACUCUUGAUCCGAGACAGGAAAUGGGCGUUAGUGUCGGCACGAAGGACCUGUCGGAGAGUGGCACGGGAAACGUCGUCUCUGCUGAAUUCAACCUUUGCUAUCGCUGGCACUCGUGUCUCUCGGAGAUGGACGACAAGUGGGUUCAGGAUUUCUACACUGAGCUUCUCGGUGAGAACUAUGGGCCUAUGAACCUGCAGACUAUGAUGAAGGCACUCAAAGCGUUCGAGGCUAGUGUUGCUGAUGAGCCGAGUGAGAGAACCUUUGGCGGCUUCAAGAGAGGUCCUGAUGGCAAGUUUAACGAUGAUGAACUGGUUGAGGCGCUGGCUACGGCUAUUGAACAGCCUGGUGGUGCAUUCGGCGGACGCAAUGUUCCACGCAUCAUGAAGCCUAUUGAGAUGCUGGGUAUCAUGCGUGGGAGGAAGUGGAACUUGGCGGGAUUGAAUGAGUUUAGGAAGCAUUUCGGGUUGAAGGCGUAUGAGACGUUUGAGGACAUCAACUCUGAUCCCUCCGUCGCUGAUGCCCUGCGCAAUCUGUAUCAGCAUCCCGAUUACGUCGAGUUGUACCCUGGCAUCGUCGCCGAGGAAGCAAAGACUCCCAUGGUUCCUGGUGUUGGUAUCGCGCCGACGUACACCAUCUCUCGAGUCGUCCUCUCCGAUGCUGUGGCCCUGGUCAGAGGUGAUAGGUACUACACCACCGACUACAACCCUCGCCACUUGACGAACUGGGGAUACAAGGAAGUCGAUUACGAUCUCAAGGUUAACCACGGCUGUGUCUUUUACAAACUCUUCCUCCGUGCAUUCCCCCAGCACUUCAAGGGCAACUCCGUCUACGCUCACUACCCAAUGGUCAUCCCCUCCGAGAACAAGAAGAUCCUCACAAACAUCAAGCGCGCAGACCGCUUUGACUUUUCCCGUCCCGAACCCACAGCCACACGUAUCAAUAUCAUCGGGUACAACGCGGCAAAGUACAUUCUCGAGGACCAGCAAAAGUACCGCGUCUGCUGGGAAGAAGGCCUCAAGCACCUCAUGGGCGAAGCAGGCGGUCGCUUCAUGUUAUCGGGCGACACGGCGCUGCACGCCCAGCAGCGUAAGUGCAUGGGCAAGCUCUUGUACAACGACACGUGGCGCAAUGCAGUGAAGUCAUUUUAUGCGACAACCGCUGAGAAACUACUCGCGGAGAAGUCGUACAGACUUGCGAGGAAGAUGCAGGUUGAUGUUGUACGGGACGUGGGUAACGUUGCGCACACGCACUUUGUCGCGAGGAUGUUUAACCUGCCCCUCAAGACGAGCGAGAAUCCAAAGGGUGUGUUCUCCGAGCAGGAGCUGUACAUGAUUCUCGCUGUCAUCUUUGUCUGUAUCUUCUUUGACAUUGAUCCUGCCAAGAGUUUCCCGCUUAGACAGGGUGCGCGAGAGGUUGCGCAGAAACUUGGUGGUAUUAUUGAGAUGAAUGUCAAGUUGGCGAAUAGCAUUGGUGUCAAGGGACUUUUCACUAGCAAGCCGGAUAAGAAUGAUGAUCCGCUGGCGAGGUAUGGUGAGAAUAUGGCGAAGGGAUUGAAGAAGGCGGGCUUGAGUACGGAGGAUAUUGUCUGGAGUCAGAUCCUGCCUACGGCUGGUGCUAUGGUGCCCAACCAGGCUCAAGUGGUAAGUCAAACUUCCCCUACUCUUCAAUUGAGUGAGUGAGUGCUAAUGAGUUUAGUUUGCGCAAACGCUGGAUUGGUAUCUCUCACCAGCAGGCGAGAAAUACCGCCCCGAACUAGCCCGCAUCGCCGCCCUCGAAACAGGCGACGAGACAGACGCCUUGCUCCUCGGCUACGCAAUGGAAGGCAUCCGCAUGGCCGGCACAUUCGGUCUCUACCGCGAAGCUACGGGCCCCGACACAAUCCACGAGGACGACGGCCGCAGCAUCCCCGUGAACGCCGGCGACCGCGUCUUUGUAUCGUUCGUCCAAGCAGCCCAAGACCCCAAGAUCUUCCCCAACCCUGGAGUCGUGGACCCGAAGCGUCCGCUGGAUAAGUACAUCCACUAUGGCGUUGGACCGCACGCGUGUCUGGGACGGGAUAUCAGCCAGGUUGCGCUCACGGAGCUAUUUAGAGCGGUGUUUAGGAAGAAGGGUGUUAGGAGAGUGCCGGGCGCGCAGGGAGAGUUGAAGAAGGUGCCGAGACCGGGCGGUUUCUUUGUCUAUAUGACGGAGGAUUGGGGAAGCAUUUGGCCGUUUCCUACGAGUAUGAAGAUUACCUGGGAUGAGUAGGCAAUUGGUAGCUGUAGUGAUGUAAUGGUGGAUGGGUAGAUUGUAAUUAAUUCUCUUUGUUCAUGCUUUCAAGUGGCUGUGGCACUGAUCUUUUUACUCUUCUGUUC